UCUCAUCAGCCUCAGCCUCAAAUCAGGCAUUGAAGUUGUGAAGUUGUUUUUUUUGUUCUUCUUUUCUUUCAAGGCCAAACAACGGAAGCCAACACAGAGCCAAAGGGAAAGAGUUUAAAUGGCAGCAAAUUGGAAAGAGAAUGACUUUUUCUCUCAGUUUACACCCUUGAUUCGAGAUGGCAGGGCUGUAAGAGCCGAUGAUGGCUUGCUUGUGUUUGUGCGGGUAACAGAUGGUGAGUAUGUGAAAUUUCAUGACAACCAGGUGCACAUGGAUGAGCUCGACACUUACAUCCAUGAUGACAUCAUCGCCAAUGCCCCUGACAAUGUUACUGUAACUGUUGCCCAGCAACAACAACAACAGCAGCAGCAGCAGCAGCAUCAACAGUUUGAGCUGCAUUCAGUCACCCAUGGCCCCAACGUCGGACAUCAAGUAAAUCCCUCUUCCAAUGUUAUGGUGCAGAUCUCCAAUCCUUCAGGCCAGCAGCAAAUGCACUUGCUUACCCCUCAAAACAUCCAAUCCUUGCAAGGUGUGCUGCAGGUACAAGUGUCUCAGCAUCAGCAUGAGCUUCAGCAGAGUCAGCUUCAGCCCCAACACCACCAGGGCAUCAUGCAGCCCUCACAGCAACAGCAGCAUCAGCAGCAACACCAACACCAUCAACAGCAACACCAACACCAUCAACAGCACCAGCAGCACCAUCAUCAACAGCUACAACAGCAGAUUCAGCAACAGCAACAACAGCAGCAGCAGCAGCAGCAGCAAGUAGAUGCUCACUCUUUGCUGUCCUCUCAAGUUCAGCAACACUCACAAGAUUUACAACAGCUGCAGCAAUUGCACCAACAACUGCACCAUCAACAACAACAACAACAACAACAACAGCAUCAGCAGCAGCAGCAGCAGCAGCGUCAACAACAGCAGCAACAAGUUCCAAGUUUGGAAGCUCCAACUCUGAGCUCUGAUAUCAAGCCUCAUGGGAUGGAAGACAUGGACUCGUUAGAAGCGGAUUCGUCUCUGCCCGGAAAUAUCUUGUCAGUGGAACCACUGUUUGCCGAUACUGUGCCUACCAGUGAUGACCAUGACAACCGCUGCACCACCCCGGUGGACCACCACAGCAGCAGCGGCAGCAGCAACUCUGAUGUUGCCAUGACGACCAGCAUAGAGAGCCUGACUGCACCCAGCAGCACCAGUUUCGCAGCGACCUCCUCCACUGCUGUGGCUGCCAGUUUGUCAUUUCCUGGGAACGGGGUCAGGAUUUCGGCGGCCGCGGAUGUCAGCAAAGUCAGCAGCAGUGGUGGCGGGAAUGGCAAGCAUUCUGGGAAGGCAUCGUCAUCAAACCUCUUGCCGAAAAAUCUGGUGACAGAUAUGGUGUGGAUGAACAUCAAGACCCCCGAGGCCCGUCACCGGGACAAGAAGGCCACGCAAGCUCUCAUUGAGAUAGUGGCACGGCCGGACACCCAGGCCAGGCUGGCCUGUCGCUCUAACAAGAAAAAGGCGAUCUGGCAGGGCAUUGGCGAUGAGAUGGCCAGUUUGGGCUUCCAGUUUGAGAACCCUGGCGACAAGUGUUCCCAGAAGUGGCGCAACUUGGAGCGUUCCUACAAGGACUAUGAGAUCAGUCGGCAGGUCCCGGACCACGGGGCCAAGCGAGUCCCAGAUUUUUACGAGGAGCUGAAGAACAUUCUGCGAGAGAAACACGUGUAUGAGAACGUGGCCGGGAACGCAGAGGAUGAAGCUAUGACCAGCGCAAGGCUGAUGGAAGAGUAUGUUGAGAUGGAGGACAGUUGUGGUGGUGCUGGUGGGAAUAAUAACAGUGGAAAAACAGCAGCAGCAGCAGGGAGUGGCAGCCACAGCAGUAGUAGUAGCAGCUUGGGGGAUGGUGGUGAUGGUGUAGGGGCGAAUCUUUUGAGCCUGAUGGGGGUCGACGAGGAUGAUGAUGAUGUGAAGACUGUUUCCUUAUCUUCAUCGGGUAAAAAGUUUCAGGCUCCAGAAGAUUCGAACCCUUGUCUUUCAGAUGACACCUGUGCUAUGGUUAUGCAUAAUAGCUCAUUCAAACCCUAUGCCGCAGAGGAGCAGGGGAGUGGUGGUGGUGGUGGCGGAGGGGCUCAGUUGCAAAACAUAUUGCAGCAACAGGGCCCAGAACAGGCUUUGGGAGAAGGACCAUCGGACGAUUCUUUAUCCUCUAUAGUAUCACCAACAACAUCACUGGCAGGUAAUUCGAAAACAGCGCCGCCAUCUCGUGGGGAUGAUUCUCAAACUAUCGUUGGCUCGGGCAGGUCUGCACAGCGACCACGGGGAGCUAUUUCAGGAAGGUCUGUAGUGGAGGCGGCAGCAUCAUCGUCGGCGUUUUCAGCUUCGGAGGGGAGGUUUUAUUCCCGCGUGAUGUCAAAGCUGCGGUCUCAGUCCCGCCAGAUCUCGGGUCUCCGGCGGGAAGUGGGCGAGAUGAAGCAGCUGCUGCUGGAGGAGCGACGGCAGCGGGAGGCGGGCCGCGCGGAGGCCAAGCUCCGGUUUGCCCAGCUGCAGGUUCUUUUGGAGCAAGAACGACGGGAAAAGGCCAAGUUUAUGUACGACACGCUGCGCUCGCUGGAGCCCCUCAGGAGCCGAAGGGGGAGGACAUCCACCUCCAGGAAGAGCCCGGACGAGGCGGUCUAGGCAGCGAAAGCUAAUGGUGUUGUAGCUUCUAGAACAUAUCGCGACCUCAGUGCUUUCUUGUCGUAUCUCCUUUUUUUUAUAACUGAAAACAGAUCAUGACAAAGAGUGAGCUCAACCCUAUGCGAACGUCAUGUUUUAUUAUAGUAUCCAUACAACCUGGGGAACUCUGUGCCCCCACUUUCCAAAGAGAAAAUUUACUCGUUAAUCCGAUCCGUACGC
Messenger RNA from Aplysia californica (California sea hare), 2863 nucleotides. RefSeq names its product la-related protein Larp4B. Gene Ontology annotation, biological process: negative regulation of transcription elongation by RNA polymerase II. Lineage: Eukaryota; Metazoa; Mollusca; Gastropoda; Aplysiida; Aplysiidae. Gene Ontology annotation, cellular component: NELF complex. The transcript is spliced from 8 exons. The coding region runs from base 119 to 2644 and encodes 841 amino acids. The record is from RefSeq and is a predicted model, not a curated record.